Mucor velutinosus is the source of this 1449-nucleotide messenger RNA. RefSeq lists its product as uncharacterized. The coding region runs from base 1 to 1449 and encodes 482 amino acids. The record is from RefSeq and is a predicted model, not a curated record. The transcript has a single exon. Lineage: Eukaryota; Fungi; Mucoromycota; Mucoromycetes; Mucorales; Mucoraceae.
AUGUCUUUGAGACGAUCCAAACAAAGCAACAUAAAAGACUUCAGCCUUCACAAAUAUGGCACAAAAGAACUGAAAAGAUUUCAUGAAGGACGCAGCAGUAUACUUGACAACCCCAUCUCUUUACCACCAACAACAAGGAAAGGCUUCAUGGUACCUUUAGAUGCCCAUCAAUUACGAAAGGAAGAUGGCCAAGCAUCAAAGAAGCGCCGUUCAUCAUUGUCAACAGACGAAGAAGAAGAAGAAGAAGAAGAAGAAGAAGAAGAAGAAGAAGCGGACGAUGGUGACUUCAGAUCUAGCAAAAAACCAGAGAAUACCCUAAAGAUGCCCAAGAAGAAGACAGGCUCCACUUCAAGCAAUUCACUGCACAUCCCCACAAAGAGAGGCACUCUGUCAAGCUCAAGCAUGAAGACAGAGGACCUCUUUGAAUCGGCGUCUCCUCCCGAUUCUCCUCAAACAACGCUCAGGUUAUCAAAGAAAGAAGUAAACCCAUUUGCCAGCAAUAGACAGACACUGAUAGUACCAGCGAAAAAGAAGGCAAAAAUGGAUACUGAUGAAUUGGAGAGGAUGCACGAUUCUCUGGUCAAAGGUCAGAAGAGCAAUAACCGUGAACAAGAUGCGAGUGAAAGGAAAUGCGAUUUCUGCGGCGAACAGCUAUUCCCAAUUACAGAACCUAUCCGCAAAGCAUUGGAAGAGCUUGAAAAGAAGAAUGAUGCCUACGUCAAACGACAAAAUCGACAUUCUGAGCAGAUGCAUGCAGCCUCAUCCUUUAGUACUCCAACUGGCUUUGUGAUCUCAAGACCUGUGUCCAAUGAUGAGAAAGACAAGUUCUGCGGAUUGCACAGGAUCCAACUGGUGAUUCGACCUGAAGGUAUCAGAAAGGGCUAUCCACGACAGAUUGACUUCAGCAAGAUCAAGGAAAGAAUCAACUGCUUCAGAAAUGAACUCGACGAUGUUAUUCAUGGUGGCAUCCCCAGUGAUUACAAAGCUAUCGCAGAAAAGGCGUACAGAGAGCAAGGUCAAGCCAAGGCAAGAAGUGUCAUGAGUGUGCUCAAUCGAUUCACUGCUACCUUGCCCGGUUACUACGGCCCUAUGGGCGCUGCUGUCAUUCUCAAAGUUUUAACGAAAAUGUACAUUGAUACUGGAUAUUUGCGUAAGCAUUUGGUGUCGUCGCAACUGCCACUGGAGUAUUUGCAACAAGUGCUUGUUCCAGAGGUGGGCUUUCGUUUAAUCCGACAAGAUCUGACUAGUAAAAGAAAGGGUACACCUAUUCCAGGACUGACUGAGAAAGCAAAGACCAUUAUGAAGGAAAGUGCGGCGUAUGGCAAUGCCAUGUUCCCUGCUGAAGAUGCCGACAUUGACGACGAUCGUGUCUCUGAUAUCAGUAAUAAUCAUAAGGAUGAAGACGACCAAGUAGAGAUCAACGAGGUGUACGCAAUAGAUUCAGAUUAG